AUGUCGUUAACACAUCACGUCCUACCGUCCUGUGUCGUUUUGUAUGCCGUCGCCUGCGUUCUACCGCCGGGAAGGUACGUUGCCGGAAGCUAUCUGCGCGAUGUUGAACUGAUCGGUCCCUCGUCACAGGCCGAGCUUAACACCGUCUACUACUAUCCGAGCUACGUCAAAGGUGAAGAUCCGGUCGAAGAAUACAACCGCAGACGGUUGCAUGUGGACACGGCCAAUUUCAUGGAGUACGAAGCGAACCGUCCGAAUGAUAUUGAGCAGAAGCGACAUAACCAACAGCAACAGCAGGCACACGACCACGACGAUGAUUGUUGUUGGAAAGUGAAACGAAAGCGGAAGUACAAUGGGCGAUCACGGUACCCAAAGCACCACGCAACCGAUCCGAUGCGCGUGGUCGAUGCGCAAACCGAUCACGAGCAAAAUUAUCUGAAAAUUCGCCAGGCGGGCACGGGCGUACCGCGGUACGUCCGGGACGAUGUGGAACUGUUCGAUAUCGAUCGGGAAAAUCGGAUCAAGGCAAAGCGUCCGAUCAGGCGGCGCACGAGAACGGCGCACGAAACGCGAACCAACGUGCAACGGCCACGGUACGAAGAAUCGGACCCGCAAAUAUUCGCGUACGAACGAUCCGACGCAUUACCGAGCGGGCGGGCUGACGCAGAUAAUCGAGGAGCUACACAGGAUGAUCAAUAUUUUCAAGAUACGUUUCAAUUCCAAAAAUCACCCCUGGAGCUAGAAUUUGGCCACUUGUUCGAAUCGAAUAAUGGCUGGGAGGAGCGCUUCGAGCGGCAGAAUCAUCAGAACCACAGGCAUCAAGGAAAAGUCAAAUGGGCGGACAAGAAGGGUGGCUUCGGGGAACAUUACUGGGAUCUGAAUCACAUCCAACCGAAUGCCCGAUAG
Molecule: messenger RNA, 906 nt
Organism: Anopheles marshallii
Lineage: Eukaryota; Metazoa; Arthropoda; Insecta; Diptera; Culicidae
Exons: 3
Coding region: 1-906 (301 amino acids)
Source: RefSeq, a predicted model, not a curated record